Messenger RNA from Dendrobium catenatum, 974 nucleotides. RefSeq names its product ESCRT-related protein CHMP1. Gene Ontology annotation, cellular component: multivesicular body; ESCRT III complex. The coding region runs from base 142 to 756 and encodes 204 amino acids. Lineage: Eukaryota; Viridiplantae; Streptophyta; Magnoliopsida; Asparagales; Orchidaceae. Gene Ontology annotation, biological process: endosome transport via multivesicular body sorting pathway; protein transport; late endosome to vacuole transport. The transcript has a single exon. The record is from RefSeq and is a predicted model, not a curated record.
UUUUCUCUCUCUUCCCUCCCUGAAGGCUGAAGCCCUAACUCUCUCUCACUCUCUCACUGGACUGUGGAGUUUAUCACUGCAAUCGGUGCUAUUUCUUUUACAUCCAAAACCAAACCCUAAUUGCAGAUACUGAAAGCGAGGAUGGGGAAUACGGAGAAGCUGAUGAACCAGAUAAUGGAGCUGAAAUUCACUUCGAAGAGCCUUCAGCGGCAGGCGCGAAAGUGCGAGAAGGAGGAGAAGGCGGAGAAGCUCAAGGUCAAGAAGGCCAUCGAGAAGGGUAACAUGGACGGCGCCCGAAUCUACGCCGAGAAUUCCAUCCGCAAGCGUAGUGAGCAGAUGAACUAUCUCCGCCUCGCCUCCCGCCUCGAUGCGGUCGUAUCUCGCCUGGAUACCCAGGCAAAGAUGCAGGUCAUCGGAAAAUCCAUGGGCUCGAUCGUCAAGUCCCUUGACUCUGCUUUGGCCUCAGGAAACCUUCAGAAGAUGUCCGAAACGAUGGACCAGUUCGAGCGCCAGUUCGUCAACAUGGAGGUCCAGGCUGAGUUCAUGGAGGGCGCCAUGGCUGGAUCCACCAGCCUCUCCACUCCUGAGACGGAGGUCAAUAGCCUCAUGCAGCAGGUUGCAGAUGAUUAUGGACUUGAGGUCUCUGUUGGCCUGCCCCAACCUGCUGCUCAUGCCAUUGCCACUUCUAAAGAGAAAGAGAAGGUUGAUGAGGAUGAUCUCUCCAGGCGUCUUGCCGAGCUUAAGGCCAGGGGAUAGAUGAUGAUGAUGAUGAGCUCAUUAUAUGUUUCUAGGUGAUUAUUGAUAUUCAAUCUCGCCGCUUUAUCUUCGUUUAUUAUGCAUAUAUCUAUGUAGUGUUUUCAACUUUAGAAUGUUAUGCUAUGCUAUGCUAUGAUAAUAAACGAGUGCUGUUUGGAAAACUCAUGUAUUGACAAAUAUGGUAAUGCUUCUUAUCAUUUGUUGAGCUGUUUAAUUCA